Lachancea meyersii CBS 8951 is the source of this 1518-nucleotide messenger RNA. The record is from the annotation of a GenBank genome assembly. Lineage: Eukaryota; Fungi; Ascomycota; Saccharomycetes; Saccharomycetales; Saccharomycetaceae.
AUGCUAACGCCCAAAUUCAGUGUUACUCAGGAUGAGAAAUUUGUUCGUAUAUGUAUUAGCAUAGCUAGCGUCAGAUUUAGUGCUUCUGGUGUUGAAAUGGUUGUUGACGACACGCUGUUUAUAUUCAACCUGUCGCCCUACUAUUUGAGACUUCGGUUUGCUCAAAGCCUGGUAGAUGAUGAGAGAUGCAAAGCGGAGUUCAAAUCGCAAGACGAGAGCAUUUAUAUUCAAAUUCCGAAGGUAAAUAGAGGCGAGUUUUUCGAAGACCUAGAUCUGCCGACAAAACUUCUGGCAAGACAGGGAGACCUGAUCAGUGCCGACAACAUAAACACUGCAGAAAUGCCACGGAAGGGUCCACUUAUUCAGGAGGUUUCUUCUCUCCGAGAAGAUGCCACAGGCGCGAAGGCACAGGGACUAGACAACUCGCAAACAAGAACAGACAUAAACGAAGGCGAGGAGUUCGAUUGGGAGAUUAAGCAGAUGCCUCAACCAGUGUACGAUGCUGCCAGUCUUCUGAAGCCGAAGUAUGGCUUCGACAAUAAAUAUGAUACAGCCAUUGGCGUUUCCAUAGCCAAUGGUAACGAUAUAAACGAACUGGACCAGCCCGAUAAAUGCAAUAGUGACGAGCGGGUUCAGGAAAGAUUGCGCAAGGAAAACUUAAAGUUCGAUCCGGAAUAUUACGUUUCUGAGUAUAUGACGUCUAAGUACGACAAUCAGGAAGAUGCAGAAAUUAAUGGAAUCCACACAAUCCUAAAGUUUACACCACCGCUAACCAAGAAAUUUCUCAAGUGGUACAAACAUGCGGAGGACAAGGACGGAGUUGUGGAUGUCGAAUUUUCUGAGCAGGAGCAACAACAAAUGAGGGAAAAUUUGCCCAAGAAAACUUACCUCGUCGACGAUGUUAAAAGGCUAUACUUGACCAUUCUAUCGCUUCUCUUUGCGUAUAAUUUCGAGCAAACUGAAAACGAGGGCGUACAUAGUACGGAAUCGGGCUGGACGAUCGGCAAGCUGGCCCCUCAACUUUCGUUUUUGGAUCAGCAAAUCGUUCUUCCCGAUGACUUGGGCAAAGUCUCAAUUGUAAAGGCAAUUAUUAUUACUGGAAUUAGAAGAAGCUUGAGCUACCCGCUGCACAGAAACUACCAGCUGUCCAUGAAAGUGUGGGACUACGUUUACUACAUUCUUCGCGGUGGGAAGAGGCUGGUCAUUCAAGCAUUGCUAGAUAUUCAUGAGGUUUUCCGGUUUCACGACGUGUACUACGUUUACAACACCAUUUUGAUAGAUGAUUUAUGCGCGUGGUUCAUUUCCGAGGGCAGUGAAAGUGUGAUCAGAAGCUUGGCGAUUACCCUUAAGAAUGAAUUGAACCAAACAAAGAAAGAGGACGUUGAUUUUGAUUGUGUCUGUGGAGUUGAUGAGACUACUGGCCAAGUAGCGUGGGAAAAUUUAACAAUUAAAGAAAUGGAAUUUUUAGCCGAGCAGGAAUAUCUGCAAAAUGGCGGAACCAGCGCCCGAGAGAGUUGA